UUUUAAGAUGUUAGGCCAAGAGGGAAGCGCGGAGCCGCAGAUGUGGUCCGUCGCUCGUCUGAGUGCCUGGAGCUGAGCUGCCGCGAGCCCCGGCUCCAGCUCGCCGGCCCGAGGGGGUGUGCGUGUGUGCGCUGCGGAGGGUGCGCUCGGAGGGCCGCCGUGGCUGUUGUCGCCGCAGGGGAUCUAAUAUCAGCUACCUGUCCCUGUCACUCUUGACACUUCGCUGUCAGGGCUGCUGCGUGGGGGGGGUGGGGGGGUGCGGGCAGAACGCAGUCAGCGUUGGCUUUCCUUAUUGGAGGGGUUCUUGGGGGAGGGAGGGAAGAAAGAGGGGGUCUUUGCCCACUCUUGUUUCGCUUUGGAGCUUGGAAGCCUGCUCCCUAAAGACACUCUGAGCGGUGCCUGCUGACCACAUCCCCAUGUCUCCGUUUGCCCGCUGACUUUCGACCUCCGGAUUCUUUCGUUUGAGACUUCCAGAGGAGACUGGGGAGGCUUGGUUGGAGGACUCGGCGGGAGUUGCGUCCCCUGGCUGCACCCCGAGGGGAAACUCCGCGCCCAGAGCGCGACCCAGAACGGGCAGCGGCGGCAACUGGGGCUCGGCGGGGCAGUAGCCUGGGAGUGGUAGAGCGGCGCGCUCCUUCGUCCAUGAACUGCAUGAAAGGCCCGCUGCACUUGGAGCACCGAGCAGCGGGGACCAAGCUGUCGGCCGUCUCCUCGUCGUCUUCUUGUCACCAUCCCCAGCCAUUAGCCAUGGCUUCGGUCCUCGCUCCCGGUCAGCCCCGCACCCUGGACUCCUCCAAGCAUAGGCUGGAGGUGCACACCAUCUCCGACACCUCCAGUCCGGAGGCCGCAGAAAAAGAAAAGAGCCAGCAGGGGAAGAAUGAGGACGUGGGCGCCGAGGACCCAUCCAAGAAGAAGCGGCAACGGCGGCAGCGGACUCAUUUUACCAGCCAGCAGCUACAAGAGCUGGAGGCCACUUUCCAGAGGAACCGCUACCCGGACAUGUCCACGCGCGAAGAAAUCGCUGUGUGGACCAACCUUACAGAAGCUCGAGUCCGGGUUUGGUUCAAGAAUCGCCGGGCCAAAUGGAGAAAGCGGGAGCGCAACCAACAGGCCGAGCUGUGCAAGAAUGGCUUCGGGCCUCAGUUCAACGGCCUCAUGCAGCCUUACGACGACAUGUACCCAGGCUAUUCCUACAACAACUGGGCUGCUAAGGGCCUCACGUCGGCUUCCUUGUCCACCAAGAGCUUCCCCUUCUUCAACUCUAUGAACGUCAACCCCCUGUCAUCGCAGAGCAUGUUUUCCCCGCCCAACUCCAUCUCGUCCAUGAGCAUGUCGUCCAGCAUGGUGCCCUCAGCGGUGACGGGCGUCCCGGGCUCCAGCCUCAACAGCCUGAAUAACUUGAACAACCUGAGCAGCCCGUCGCUGAAUUCCGCGGUGCCAACGCCCGCCUGUCCUUAUGCGCCGCCGACUCCUCCGUAUGUUUAUAGGGACACGUGUAACUCGAGCCUGGCCAGCCUGAGACUGAAAGCAAAGCAGCACUCCAGCUUCGGCUAUGCCAGUGUGCAGAACCCGGCAUCCAACCUGAGUGCUUGCCAGUACGCCGUGGACCGGCCUGUGUGAGCCGCGCCCACAGCGCCGGGAUCCUAGGACCGUGCCGGGUGGGCAAGUCUGCCCUUGAAAGACUGGGAAUUAUGCUAGAAGGUCGUGGGCACUAAAGAAAGGGAGAGAAAGAGAAGAUAUAUAGAGAAAAGGAAACCACCGAAUCCAAGAGAGAUCUCCCUUGAUUUCAAAGGGAUGGCCUCAGUGUCUGACAUCUAUCACUACAAGUAUUUCCAACAGUUGCAAGGACACACACACAAACGUUUGACUGGAUAUGACAUUUUAACAUUACUAUAAGCUUGUUAUUUUUUAAGUUUAGCAUUGUUAACAUUAAAAUGACAAAGGAUGUAUAUAUAUCGAAAUGUCAAAUUAAUUUUAUAAAAGCAGUUGUUAGUAAUAUCACAACAGUGUUUUUAAAGGUUAGGCUUUAAAAUAAAGCAUGUUAUACAGAAGCGAUUAGGAUUUUUCGCUUUCAAGCAAGGGAAUGUAUAUACUAAAUGCCACACUGUAUGUUUCUAACAUAUUAUUAUAAAAAAAUGUGUGAAUAUCAGUUUUAGAAUAGUUUCUCUGGUGGAUGCAAUGAUGUUUCUGAAACUGCUAUGUACAACCUACCCUGUGUAUAACAUUUCGUACAAUAUUAUUGUUUUACUUUUCAGCAAAUAUGAAAAAAAUGUGUUUUAUUUCAUGGGAGUAAAAUAUACUGCAUACAAA
Messenger RNA from Otolemur garnettii (small-eared galago), 2310 nucleotides. RefSeq names its product paired like homeodomain 2 (gene PITX2). The record is from RefSeq and is a predicted model, not a curated record. Lineage: Eukaryota; Metazoa; Chordata; Mammalia; Primates; Galagidae. Gene Ontology annotation, cellular component: nucleus. Bases 643 to 1620 code for a protein of 325 amino acids. Gene Ontology annotation, biological process: anatomical structure morphogenesis; regulation of transcription by RNA polymerase II. The transcript is spliced from 3 exons. Gene Ontology annotation, molecular function: RNA polymerase II cis-regulatory region sequence-specific DNA binding; DNA-binding transcription factor activity, RNA polymerase II-specific.